UUAUCGUUUGAAUCAAAACAAGUAAAGGGACAGCAUUAUCCACAGUUCCGUGCGUUACAUUUGUAUAGUUGACUUUAAACGCAGAUGACAGCCCAGGAUGGAGGCAGUUUUAGCCAAAUAUGAAAACCAGAUCAACGUGUUCUCUGAAUUCCUAGAAGAUUUGCCAGACACCAAUGAACCAGUGUGGAUCUUAGGAGAAUGUUACAAUGUUAAAACCGAAAAAUCCGAGCUUCUUUCAGAUGUGCAUUCGAAGCUGUGGUUCACAUAUAGGAAAAAGUUCUCUCCUAUAGGAGGGACGGGCCCCUCGUCGGACACAGGCUGGGGCUGCAUGCUGCGCUGUGGGCAAAUGAUACUGGCACAAGCCCUGGUUUGCCAGCACCUGGGACGAGAAUGGCGGUGGGUGGCAGAGGGACCUCAGCCAACAGAGUACCAGCGUAUCCUCCACUGUUUUCUGGACAGAAAAGAUAGCUGUUAUUCAAUUCACCAGAUGGCUCAGAUGGGAGUUGGGGAGGGCAAGUCUGUUGGAGAGUGGUACGGUCCAAACACAGUGGCACAAGUGCUCAAGAAACUUGCACUGUUUGAUGACUGGAAUUCCUUAGCUGUAUAUGUUUCAAUGGACAACACGGUUGUGAUCGAAGACAUCAGGAAGCAGUGUUGCCAGGGGGCAUGGCCCAGGUCGGGUGCCUAUGGCUGGGGCGAGUCCCAGCCCUCUGACAGGUCCUGGUCAGGACGGGGCCGGGCAGAGGAGGCAGGGCCAGCGCCGUACCCCUGCUCCCAGCAGGCCAGGGGGUGGAGGCCCCUACUCCUGCUGAUUCCACUCCGCAUGGGCAUCAACAACAUGAACCCUGUGUACAUCCAGGCCCUGAAAGAGUGUUUUAAGAUGCCUCAGUCUUGUGGAGUACUGGGUGGAAAGCCUAAUUUGGCUUAUUACUUCAUUGGAUUUAUAGAUGACGAGCUGAUCUACCUGGAUCCCCACACCACCCAGCUGGCUGUGGACUCAGAGACGGGCACCCCCGUGCAUGACCAGAGCUACCACUGCCAGAGGAGCCCUCACCGCAUGAAGAUCACCAGCCUGGAGCCGUCCGUGGCGCUGGGUUUCUUCUGUAGGAGCGAGGAGGACUUCGAUGGCUGGUGCAGUCAGGUUCAGCAGGAGCUUGUGAGGAAGCGUAACCUGCGUCUGUUCGAGCUGGUGGAGAAGCACCCCCCUCACUGGCCUCCGUUCGUGCCCCCCACGAAGCCGGAUGUGCAGACCACGGGUGCAGGUGAUCUAGAGAGUUCAUUGAGUCCACAGACAAGCUGUUCGAGUCAGAGGAAGAGUUUGAAAUCCUGAACGUCUGAGCUCCACCCCUUCACAGCUUGAGGCAAUCGAUACAAGAUUAGGACAGGGGCGGAGCCUCAGGUUUCUACUGGUCCAGGUUGCACAAGUGCCUCAGAUCAACACCAAGCACAACAUACCAACAUGCAAAAGAGCCCCCCACAACAACCAGUAAUAAUAAAGCAGGACUGGAAAAGCGAGGAAUGGUGUCCUGGUCGGCAAUCCCAGAGGGACGGUCUGCAUGAAUGAGCUUCCACUGUCUCGCUUUGGAAUAUGGAGCAUUAAAAAAAAAGCAAAAAAAAAAAAGCCAGGGAUCACUGUAGCUACUCUUGUGUGAUUUUAGCCUCAUUCAUAGGCACUUCUGAGAGACUUUUAUAUCUUAUAUAUAUAUAUAUAUAUAUAUAUGUUGAGAAUUCAGAGGGACUUGUUGGUUGCAUAAACGUUACUGUAUCGCAUCUCAUUGCCUCCUGUUGCUAAAGUGUAGCAGACAUGGAAGAGGAACAACAUGGAAAUAGUGGUUUUGUAGAAGGUAUGGUCUCAACACACACACUACUACCUGAAUCCAUAAAGACACCUGAUAUACAGAGAGCUUUUAUUCAGUGUUAUGUGAGGAAAACUGAAAACCUUAUCUGUGGAAAGUGCCUCUCUCUUUGACAUAUUUAUGUUGUAUGGUUGAUUAGGAUAAUUUUUUUUCACCUUUCAUAAACAGACAGGUUUAAACAACACCCUCACCCCCCUUUUGCACAUCUAUGUAAAUAUGCCUAAAAAUAAAGAUAUUUAAACACCUUU
Messenger RNA from Electrophorus electricus (electric eel), 2104 nucleotides. It is a transcript of the gene atg4a, whose product is annotated as autophagy related 4A, cysteine peptidase. NCBI's taxonomy places the organism in Eukaryota, Metazoa, Chordata, Actinopteri, Gymnotiformes, Gymnotidae. Gene Ontology annotation, biological process: piecemeal microautophagy of the nucleus; autophagosome assembly; aggrephagy. Gene Ontology annotation, cellular component: cytoplasm. The record is from RefSeq and is a predicted model, not a curated record. Gene Ontology annotation, molecular function: protein-phosphatidylethanolamide deconjugating activity; cysteine-type endopeptidase activity.